Vespula pensylvanica (western yellowjacket) is the source of this 1105-nucleotide messenger RNA. RefSeq lists its product as uncharacterized. The record is from RefSeq and is a predicted model, not a curated record. The transcript is spliced from 4 exons. Bases 117 to 1076 code for a protein of 319 amino acids. NCBI's taxonomy places the organism in Eukaryota, Metazoa, Arthropoda, Insecta, Hymenoptera, Vespidae.
UUUGGAAUAAUUUAUAAAAAUAAAAAAAAUAAAAAUUUACCAUCAUGUAAAUCAAUAAUACAUAUAUAAACAAACAAAUACACCAUGGUUCGAUUUUCAAGCUCAAAAAGGACAACAUGAUCGCUGCUACUUACGAUUGUGGUUGUAUGCCACCUAAAAUCACUCAUCUACAUCCGAAUUGUUCUAAAUCGUUUUUACCCGAACAAACCCAACGACAGAAAUGCACUGUGGUACGAUGUCAAACUGCUCCUCCUCCUUCAUGCCCGAAUAGCCCUUGCUGCAAGUUUUUAAGCCGUUCAGCGACUUGUCGAACUGCAAUCACUUCUUGUCCAAAUUUCGAUAAAAUACACGAUUGCACGUGUUGUUCCGAGCCACCAAGACAUUCUGAAACUCCAAACGAUUGUAAAUGUGAAGCAGAAGAUGAUAAAAAAGAACAAUGUAAUCCUACGGAUUCUUCGGUCAAAAAGACUGAAAUAGUUUCGAGGAUAGUUAAAAAAGGACUUCCAUAUAAGGAGAUCGAAGCGAUAAUUAAUAACAAUCGUAUGGUAAUUAGAAUGCAAAAGGAACCGGUUGAAGAUGAAUUCGAACCACCUUGCGAUUGUCCGGAAGUACCUGGAAGGGUGCAACCAACGUCCUCCACCGUAUUAGAUUCAUCGAUAUCUCCGAAAUAUCGAAAUGACAUUGUUUAUCAAAUGCAGGAUUUGUGUAAGGGAUACAAAUGUUCAGGUCAAAAUUCGAUGAUUAGACAGAGCUGCGAUCAGGAUGGUAAAGGAGGACGUACUAUAAUGGUGUAUCCCCAUCCUGGAAUAAAAGAGAAAUUACCUGAAAUUUCUCCAGAAGAAAAGGAUAAAGAUAGAAAAGAGAAAAAGGAGAAAAUGAAACUGUCCAAGCAAAUUGAUCUCGAAGAAAAUCCAAAUAUAUUUGUCUUUAGGAUUCGAAAACAUUCCGCUGAUAGCGAUGGCAAACAUAAAUUCGAUUUCGAAUUUCGAACACCGCGACCGUGGUUGUCGCGAAAGGAACCUGCACAAUUAAAAAUUCCUGGUGAACAACGGGAACCUACUACAACGUCUAGCUGAUAACACUCGAACUGGUAUAAAUAGUCGAG